Cooperia oncophora is the source of this 387-nucleotide messenger RNA. The record is from the annotation of a GenBank genome assembly. NCBI's taxonomy places the organism in Eukaryota, Metazoa, Nematoda, Chromadorea, Rhabditida, Trichostrongylidae.
AUGCAGGUCCAUGGGAUACUCCUGGUUGUUCCAAAGCACCUGCACCAGAUGCUUCUAACGUUCCACUCCCAGACUUUGACGUGUUUCGAACGUCUUCCUUUUCGAGCUUCGGUAGCGAAACAAUGGCAAAGUUGGAUUCACUAUGGAGUCAAAGAUCACACAAUUUGUAUGAUCUUUGGGAGGAACAGAAGAACAACCCUCGUAACACGAACUCUAAUCAUUCGGCUUUUGUUCAAAAUGAGGUACCGGCAGUGCAGCAGAAACCUCCUAGCGGAUUUUCGCUUAUUGGAGGUAUUUCUCAAGCACUUGACAAUGCCUCGCAAACAAAUGCUUACAUACAACAAAGGUCGCCAGUUCUACCUGCUAUGCCUCGUGGAUCUACGGUAA